Aspergillus fijiensis CBS 313.89 is the source of this 2400-nucleotide messenger RNA. RefSeq lists its product as uncharacterized. Gene Ontology annotation, cellular component: nucleus. The transcript has 5 exons. The record is from RefSeq and is a predicted model, not a curated record. NCBI's taxonomy places the organism in Eukaryota, Fungi, Ascomycota, Eurotiomycetes, Eurotiales, Aspergillaceae. The coding region runs from base 47 to 2170 and encodes 707 amino acids.
UCACCAUUCCUGCCCCCCCCCCCAAACUACAUUGCAUCUAUCCCCUAUGCCCCGCACAUAUGGCAAGAAGAAGCAGACGCGACUCUCCUUCGCCCCAAUAGGCUCCUCUCCCGUCCAGCAGAAUGAGCCCGCCUCGGACGGAGAGAGGGAUCGCCGGGCGACCCUCCGCUAUUCGCAUCCUUCCAAACCCACCAUUCUCUCCAGUCGCCCCAGGCAAGACACCGCUUCGCCUUCACCGUUUGUCAAGAAAGUCGAAAAAAUGGCCAAAGACAAGAAGCCCGUGUCGUCGUCGAAGGCCGUGAAGAAACAAUCCGCACGCAAAUCUGCGCGCCAGAAGGACAAAGAUCGCGCUGUGUCGCCUGCUGCUCCCGUUGUGAAGGUUGAGACAUCCUCCGACGAUGGGAGUGAGUCGCAUUCGGCGGAGGAGCAGAAGGGUGCUGUAAGAUCUACUCGCAAGAAGGGCAGCAGUCGCGCGAAGAAGGCGCCGGCUUCGGUUGUGAAGGUCGAAGCGACGUCUGACAAUGAGGGGGAAGAGGCGGGGUUGGUGGAGGAGCAGAAACCCGCUCGCAGGUCAUUGCGGAAGAAGAGUUCAAGGCAUACGACUUCUGAGUCAGUUCGAAGGGAGAAGUCAGCUGAAGGCGAGGCCAACGAGUCGGAUACGGUGGAGUCAAAGCAGGGUGCCCGAAAGAUUUCUCUGACGGGCCGCGAAGAGGACUCAAACAAAACGCCCGACCGUGCUGUUACACCAGAGCAGGAUAGUGAAAGUGACAUUGACAUGACUCGCAGCGCGCGCAAACGAUCUGCCCCGACGUCGCUGAAGCGAAAGAGAUCAGAAGAGGCUUCCAAUAGUGAGCCGUCUCUACAAGUCGUAUCAGACGACAGCGACGGCGAUGAAGUUGUCAGCAGACCUCGCCGAAAGCUUAGGCGGGGCACUAUUUCUCAGCCUGUCGAGGACGAGGACGAUGAUGAUUUGCCGACUGCGCCUCGAACGCCGCGUCGCGCCAGAGACCAGGAUGACUUGGACAUUGAAGAGGACCUCGAAGCUCUGCAAGACUCAGUGGUGAAGGAAACUAGGACCAGAGGCCGUCUAGCAAACUCCGCCAGAGCCCAAAGACAGCAACAUUUGGAAGCUCUGCGCCGUCGGCGAGCAGGAAAGUCUGAAUCGGACGAGGAGGAUUCCCAGCUCGAGGCAGGAGAGAGCGGAGAUGAAGGCGAAGGCGAGGGCGAGGAGAACGAAAGCGCUGCGGAAAGUGAGCAGGCCGCUGCCGCCAUCAAGCCCCGAUCGCUUAGUAGAAACGACGAUAGCGACGUCGAAUCAUCUAUUGCAGGCAAUGAUGAUUUAGACCGCUACGAGGAUGACUUCGUCCUGCAAGAUGAGGACGAUCUACUGGGUGCGCCCGGCGGUCUCGACGAAAUGCCAUUCGAGUUCACCCGUCACGCCUACAAGCAACUCAAAGAUUACUUCCAGGACGCGGUGGAAUGGAUGGUGCACAACAAGCUGAACCCAGCCUUUCCGCGCUCGAGUCCAGUCUACGAACUAGCCUUCAGCAAACUCGAGGACGAAGUCAAAGGCCGCACGGGAUCACAGCUGGUGUCGUCGGUGUGGACGGCCGAGUUCCGCCGCGCACUUCUGGCACGACCACACAUGGAAGUGACAUCCUAUCCGACCUUUGAUAACCAUCCGUGCGAUGCAUGCAAGCGCUCUGGCCACCCGGCGUCCUUUGACAUUAAGCUCUACGGCAAAGCCUACGCUUUGGACACCCUGGAACCGCUCGAGGAUGAGAACAGUGAUGAUGAUGACGACGACGAGGAGGAGCAGUCUGACAACGAACAAAGGGACAGCCGCGAAAGAGACCGAGACGGGCACGUCUUGCCGGACGAGAAUACGCGCUUCUACCUCGGACGACACUGCAAGACCAAAGCGAACCUGGCUCACACUCUAACCCACUGGCGCUUCCGUCUCAACGAGUGGGUGACCGACCACUUGCGCCUCAAGGGCUACCUGUCCGAUGCGCGCAUCCUCGAACGCAGCCACUGGAGCCACCGCAAACAAACCAAGUAUGCCAUCAAGGCAGUGGAGACGAUGGUCCAGGAGGGCGAGGUCAAGAAACUCUGGCGCGAUUUCCACAUCGAUCUGCGAACCGCCCGCGAAUCCAGUUCCCUCGGAUAGGAUCGCGAGUGCUUUGUUCCAGGAUGGGGUUCGAGAAACCUUCCCACUCAUCGCUCGAUAUAACCAGCCAGUCAGCCUCCUUCAGUUCUAGGCCGAGGGCACUUUCUCAUGCUGCUUCACUUGUCUUCGACACUUUUCCCAUGAGACAAUUCUUACGAGACUGAGGCAGGUUAACCAGAGAGGCGUUUUACCUCCACUUGCCUCGACACGUUUAUCUGUGCAUACUAGGG